AUGGAGUCAACGUGGGUGGGCCUGUAUACACACAAAGGCCGCCCGGAUCUCCUCCCCAGACAGGAGCGACUGCUCCUAAACGUGGCAGAGAUGUGGCCGUGCUGCAUAUUCCAAACAUUAACGGGGCACCACCUGGACAAAUACCUCCCUAAUCAUUAUGAGAAGCCCUGGGCCGGCUGUCACCUUAACAUAGCCUUACCCCUGCUGCAACCGUUCUCGGUAAAAGAGAAGGCGGAGGCCGAGGUUUUACAAAGUCAGGGGUCUUUCGCGGAAUACGUUGCUGCCAACCCCGAUGACCGGGAAUGGGUAACGGACCUAAGUUCAGCGUUCCAUGCCCUUAGGGAUGCCCCGGACCCGCGGUAUAGCGCCUCGUUAUAUCAUAAGGAAAGGCUAGGGGAGAGUUUGAAAGCAGCCCACGAUGCCACGCAGCAAAAGGCAAUAGAAAGCAUGCGGCAGUACCUCUCAGGAAAUGAGCGGGCGGUUGAUGUCUUUACAACAACAUCAGCAGCUGGGUUUAGUUGGGAUAGGACCUCAUUCACAUGCGGUCAGUUUCAGUUUACUAUCUCGGUAGACUUUAACCUGCAUCUCAAGAAGGGUGAUAAAGUUUUCGUCCAAUUUCACCUAGCCGACAAUGUUCACCCACUCAAGUACACUGCCAAUGCCUUGCCGACUGAUCCCGCCAGUAGACUGGCGAUUUCCCUAACCGGACGGGAUAGCACCAGCGAGUUUCACAUAUGGCUAACGACAUCUGGGCCCAAGGCCAUCAAAAGAAUGAACACCCUUGUCGAUAUUUUAGAAGGAUACUCGUACUCGGAAAGACAAGAGAUGGCCCUUCCAGGGCGCUGGUGGGGUCACUGGAGGGCGGAAGGCAGUACAAACAUACAGCAGCAUUACACUUGA
This is a messenger RNA of Aspergillus versicolor CBS 583.65, 900 nucleotides long. RefSeq lists its product as uncharacterized. Lineage: Eukaryota; Fungi; Ascomycota; Eurotiomycetes; Eurotiales; Aspergillaceae. The transcript is spliced from 2 exons. Bases 1 to 900 code for a protein of 299 amino acids. The record is from RefSeq and is a predicted model, not a curated record.